Perca fluviatilis (European perch) is the source of this 1707-nucleotide messenger RNA. Its product is annotated as serine/threonine-protein kinase 38-like. Gene Ontology annotation, molecular function: ATP binding; protein serine/threonine kinase activity. Bases 109 to 1608 code for a protein of 499 amino acids. NCBI's taxonomy places the organism in Eukaryota, Metazoa, Chordata, Actinopteri, Perciformes, Percidae. The record is from RefSeq and is a predicted model, not a curated record. The transcript is spliced from 13 exons. Gene Ontology annotation, biological process: intracellular signal transduction; peptidyl-serine phosphorylation.
UAUCAACUGGCCACUAGGUGGCGUGCUGAGUUCAAGCAGGUGGUGACGCAACCCUUGGCGAAGCAGAGGAAGAGACGGCAGAUACCGCACCUUCGACCAAGGUAAAGCAUGGCAAUGACUGGCCCGAGCUCGUGCUCCUCCAUGAGUAACCACACCAAGGAGCGGGUCACUAUGGCCAAAGUGACCCUGGAGAACUUCUACAGUAACCUCAUCGCCCAGCACGAAGAGAGGGAGAUGAGGCAGCAGAAGCUGGAGAAAGUGAUGGAUCAGGAGGGCUUGGCAGAUGAAGAGGUGAGUAACAAACAAACACACGUGCAGCAUGCUUUGUGGCAGUACGGGAGAAUUCACCUGAAGUUGUCCUCAGUCCCCGUUAUAAUGGAGGAUUUUCUCUCUUGCUCUCUCUGUCCCGGGGGGAGGCUUGAAAGUAUGUGUACCUACAAAAAUGGGGCCGUGCAGAAAAAGGUGUGUCUCUGUCAGGUUGGUCUGAGCAUUGCUGUGUUUUGCCUCCAGGUUCGUCUGGUGCAGAAGAAAGACACCGGUCACGUCUAUGCCAUGAAGAUCCUCCGAAAAGCUGACAUGCUGGAGAAAGAACAGGUUGGUCAUAUCCGUGCUGAGCGGGACAUCCUGGUAGAAGCAGAUAGUCUGUGGGUGGUCAAAAUGUUCUACAGCUUCCAGGAUAAGAUGAACCUUUAUCUCAUCAUGGAGUUCCUGCCUGGAGGAGACAUGAUGACCCUGCUGAUGAAGAAGGACACUCUAACAGAAGAGGCGACUCAGUUCUACAUAGCUGAGACGGUGCUGGCCAUCGACUCCAUCCACCAGCUGGGCUUCAUUCACAGAGACAUCAAACCCGACAACUUGCUGCUGGACUCCAGGGGUCAUGUGAAGCUGUCUGACUUUGGGCUGUGCACGGGGCUGAAGAGGGCUCACCGCACCGAGUUCUACAAGAACCUGAACCACAGCCUGCCCAGUGACCUCACCUUUCAGAACAUGAACUCCAAGAGGAAAGCAGAGACCUGGAAGAGGAAUCGGAGGCAGCUGGCUUUCUCUACAGUGGGAACCCCAGACUACAUCGCUCCAGAGGUCUUCAUGCAAAAUGGAUACAACAAGCUCUGCGAUUGGUGGAGCCUGGGUGUCAUCAUGUACGAGAUGCUGAUAGGUUACCCUCCGUUCUGCUCCGAGACGCCUCAGGAGACGUACAGGAAGGUGAUGAACUGGCGAGAGACGCUGACCUUUCCUCCAGAAGUGCCUAUAUCAGAGAAGGCCAAAGAUCUGAUCCUCAGGUUCUGCUGUGAGGAGGAGCACAGGAUCGGUGCUGCGGGGGUCGAGGAGAUCAAGUCCAAUCCUUUCUUUGAGGGCGUGGACUACGACCAUAUCAGAGAGAGACCUGCUGCCAUUCCCAUAGAGAUCAAAAGCAUCGACGACACCUCAAACUUUGACGAAUUCCCCGAUUCCGAUAUCCUCACACCGACAGUCGCCCCGGUGUCCAACCAGACCGAGGCCGACCUGAAGAACAAGGACUGGGUCUUCAUCAACUACACCUACAAGCGCUUCGAGGGCCUGACCGCUCGGGGAGCGAUACCGUCCUACAUGAAGUCAGGGAAGAGAUGAGCUUCACUCGGACCCGCUUUUUAGCCGACAACACCACCAUGAAACCUGAAAGAGUCGUCCAAAAAAAAAAAAAAAAAAUCCUGCGUUGUCUGAGGAACC